AUGCUUCCCUUCUCGAACCAGCACCGAUACUCCCAAGACGACGCGGGGGAACCCGACCCGGAGUCAGACCAGCUCAUCCCCACGAAGAAGCGCCGACACCGCGUCCGCGUUCAGGGCCGACUCGCUGUCGUUCGCAGCGUGUCCACAGCGAAUCUGCGACCCACGCCGUCAGUGGCCCCGGAGCUGCCCUCGCCAGUUGUCGGCAACGGGUCGGGGGGCCCAGCGAGCGCAAAGUUCGAGUCGGGCGUAGCUGGGAGCACAGUGGCACCAGUGCGGAGGAGGAAGAGCUUGGAUAAUGCGAGCAGCGACACAGAGGAGGACGAUGCCAAGGAGACUGCGGGCGACCGACCGAAGUCUACGGUUCAGCCAAGUCAAGCUCGUCAUCCUCUCGAUUCUCCAUAUUUCCUUCAUCCGGACCAUCAGACGAUUCAGACAAGAGGCACUGGAGCUUCAAGGACCUGUUCGCCCGGACAGGCGAUCGCAAAGGAAAAGGGACUGCUUGACCAGGCCUCACGUAAAGCAGCAUCGGGCGGCUGCAGCAUGCAUUACAUCUUUUGGUGGGGCGUUUGGGAUCUUAAAAGGAUAUGGGAAUAUCGGAACAUUCAAUGGUUUCGAGAACAACGACGCAUCGAGAGUGGUCCAGCAAAGCGGAUGAGACAUGACGGCCGAGACCCAUUAAUAACGAUACAACAUUCCUUGCUUGGGGAUCAUCCCGCGCGCGCGAGAGCGUCGUCCCCGCGCGGCCUUUUGCUGUUUGCCGACGCCGAUGCAGUGUUGAUCAACGACGUCCAUCAGCUCAUUCUUCAUCAUCCGGGAACGCUUCAUUCGCAUUUGGCCAAGACAAUAGAACCUCACGAAGAGACGAACACAAAUCAAACUGUCAACACUUUCACUAUUGUCAUUAUUUGUCGCACAGGUUUGAUCAUUCGCUCGCGAGGGCCCCAUCAAUGGCUCGUAUCGUCUUCUAGAUCAUCGAGAAUCCAUCAAACUCCCAAGAGCACCAAUGAAACUCCCGCAAGUGGCAGGAUAUCAGAGCGUCAGCUUACCUGCAUGCGCCAUCUUACUACUAGUCCUUUUCUCUACUUUACUCUUCUUCGAGAUCUCGCUUUCGCAAAGGCUGGCAAACUUGUGAAGCGCGUAUAA
Colletotrichum lupini is the source of this 1143-nucleotide messenger RNA. RefSeq lists its product as uncharacterized. Lineage: Eukaryota; Fungi; Ascomycota; Sordariomycetes; Glomerellales; Glomerellaceae. The coding region runs from base 1 to 1143 and encodes 380 amino acids. The transcript has 4 exons. The record is from RefSeq and is a predicted model, not a curated record.